CCAAGCGUUCUUUCAUUGUUGCAUGACUUAUCAUGGAUGGAUUAACAAUAGAGGGAUGACCGGAUGAGGACAGUGAUUUAUUUAUCCGAGCUUAUAUUUAUUGAUCAGGUUUAGAUCAUAUUGUGUUUAUACUAAAAUCAUUGAUUGUACUAACUAUUGGUUUAUGACGAUAAAUUGUUCAUUAAUUGAAGAAUCCAAACUGAAAGAACUUUUGGCUACAAAAUGUAGACUUUCUCGGUUUGUAUUAUGUUCUCGGAAAGAAAAUUACACAGGUAACACCUGGGAGUGGAUAAUGUCACUGUUAUUACCUGCAAAGUAACAGGAUUUUCCUCUUUCCUGGAAAGAAAGUUUAAUGAAACAUUGAGCCCACCAUGGGGAAAUGUUUACUUGAAUGAGAGCUCCUUGCUUACAAACAAGUAUUAAAUAAACAUGUUUCAAUCAACUUCAUAAAGUUUUUAUUGACACAAGAGAUGGUAACUUGAUAAUAAUAAAAAAAGGGUUUAUAGAAUGUAAUUUCUGAGGAGUAACAGUAUAAAUAAACUCUGUGCUCUUGUUAUGUUUAAGUUUAUGCUUACGCAUUUUGCCACCGCCUCAAACUAAGGUUCAAGUCAUCAUUCGAGGCUUAAUGAAACCAGAAGCCAUAAAGGUCAAACACAUUUCCGCGUUCUGAAUUAAAUUGUCGUUUACUUUGAAAUUUCAACUCAUACUGAAAAUUAAGUUCUUUUCACACUGCAGAAAUUUAUCAAGGAAGUUCAAUCCUUCGACCCAAUAUGGCACUUCCAGAAAGUUGCAAAGUAAUGCUCAAUCCCAAAAUGUAAUUCACAUUUGAAACGAACAAUGGGAAAUGGAAGGUCUCCACGGAAGCAAUGUUCAGCAUUCCCAGAGGGACUAUGCCGACAAUUCUCACUUGAGGAGAUUAAAGCUGCUAUCAACAGCUUCCGUGAAGACUUUCUCCUUGGUCGUGGUGGUUUUGGAGAUCUAUACAAAGGAAUCAUUGAUGAUGGGACUAUGGCAGUUACUAUUGAGCGCUUUGGGCCAUUUGGACUGCGAGGAGGUCGUGAAUUCCGAACCGAGGUGCAGUUACUGUGUCAGCUACGACACCCGAAUCUUGUCUCUUUCAUCGGAUUCUGCGACGAAGAAGAUGAAAAGCUUCUGGUUUAUGAAUAUAUAAGCAAUGGUUCACUUGAUAAACAUCUUUAUGGAAAUCGUUCUAAUGAUCCACUCUCCUGGAAGCGGAGGCUAACGAUAUGCAGUGGUGCAGCCCGUGGGUUGCAUUACCUUCAUUCAGGAGCAAAGCAUUCGAUAAUCCAUCGUAACAUCAGGAGCCGAAACAUUCUAUUGGAUGACGAAUGGAAUCCUAAGCUUUCCGAUCUUAGCCUGUCAAAGAUGAGCCAAGCUGGUUCUCCUACUGGCUCUUUGAACAUCAAAAUACCAGUUACCGUCGUUCAUAUGGAUCCAGAGUGUUAUAUAACUGGCCGUAUAACCAGAAAAACUGAUGUUUACGCUUUUGGGAUUGUUUUGUUUGAGGUGUUAUGCGGAAGGAAGGCAAUUGAUCUAACAUUGGAAGGGAUUAAAAAAAGUUUAACUUCUUGGGAUAGUAAAUGUAUCGAAAACGGGACUGUCUAUGACAUCAUUGAUCCUUAUUUGAAGAAGAAAAUAGCCCCUCAAUGUUUCGAGAAAUUUGUGGAGAUUGCCUAUUGUUGUGUUUGCCAGACUGGUAAGGGACGACCUGAGAUGGGGGAAGUAGAGAUGGCACUAGAGGCCGCAUUGGAGCUUCAGAAAAUAGCUGAUUCGGAGAAGGAGAGCGUCGAUCAUCAAGGUGAAUACGAGUAUGAAGAACUGCUACCUUGUCUAUUUGUCAGGAAGGAUAUUCCUGAUUAUGGUGGAAACGUAGUGGAACAGGAAAUUGAUAGCUGUUCUGAUGAUGAAGAUAGCACGAUUUCGGAUUCGUUCUAGAUUCUGAAGUGAUACAACUAGCAACGAUAUUGAAUCAGGGAUAAACAAUGAGAAAUCUAUUACUGAAACUCUAAUUCUUUACUUGUUCAAUUAAAGGUGGGUGCCAUUUGUUCAUCCUUCAAUAAAGAUAUGUAUUCCACAAUCAGAAUUCUGCUCCGCCUAAUCAUUGCAAUGAAGCUGGCUGGUCCUACAUGGGAAAUUUGGCAGAAAACAAGCAAUUAGUGAUUACUAUAUAUACUGUCCUGAGGCCUAAAUUGGUUUCAAAGCAGCUAUGGCGUUCAACUUUCAGAAUAAUAUAUGUUUAAAGUGAUGUCCUGGUAAAUCCUUUCUCAGAUGGGACUACUCUUAGCACUCUUAGGACAUUCCCCCCUCCUUUUUCUUAUUCUAUAUUUCUUUUCCCAGUUAAAUGAAAAUAAGGUCACCUUGCUCUGUAAAUCUUAACACUCUGACAUUAAUUAGCUUCUUUGCUAUAAUCUGUUCAUUAAAUUGUGAGAUAUGGACGAUGAAUCGUGCAAAUUCAAAUACAUGUGGAUAUUUUAUUUGUUUAUUUUUAUGGAUUCAGAUUUAUAGAAUUCAAUUUCCUUUUGCAGAUAACUAGAUUUAGAUUUCUGAAUCAGGUAUACUAUCGCGGAUUAUGGAUUCGGAUUUUUCCUUUUGCAGGGUAGAUGUUCGAUAAAUUGUUUGAAUGGGAUUAAUAUUCUUUUGUAGAUGUCUAGUAACAGUCAACUAAAGAGCAAUCUUAGCCGAGUUUGGUUGUAUGUUGAGUUGUCAAAGUUAUUUGUUCAAGACCAUUCCUUCUCUUGGUCGCAUUUUGCAGUUCUUGCUUUGCUUAAUUGAAAUCAUAGAUUGCAAACUUGAUGUCUUUAUUAGGCCACUGCAGGCAAAGCAGAAAAUUUUAGAAUCCCAAAAUUUGAGUAGCUCAAAGUCCAAUCCCUAUUGUGAGGAUGAGGAGACCCAUGCUGUCAAAAGGGCCACUCCAGGUAAUAGAAGCAUACUGCUCUGAUGAG
Molecule: messenger RNA, 2963 nt
Organism: Gossypium raimondii (Peruvian cotton)
Lineage: Eukaryota; Viridiplantae; Streptophyta; Magnoliopsida; Malvales; Malvaceae
Product: receptor-like protein kinase FERONIA
Exons: 2
Coding region: 838-1956 (372 amino acids)
Biological process (GO): protein autophosphorylation
Cellular component (GO): plasma membrane; plasmodesma
Molecular function (GO): transmembrane receptor protein tyrosine kinase activity; ATP binding
Source: RefSeq, a predicted model, not a curated record